Nematolebias whitei (Rio pearlfish) is the source of this 1179-nucleotide messenger RNA. It is a transcript of the gene decr1, whose product is annotated as 2,4-dienoyl CoA reductase 1, mitochondrial. NCBI's taxonomy places the organism in Eukaryota, Metazoa, Chordata, Actinopteri, Cyprinodontiformes, Rivulidae. The record is from RefSeq and is a predicted model, not a curated record. The transcript has 10 exons. Gene Ontology annotation, cellular component: mitochondrion. Gene Ontology annotation, molecular function: 2,4-dienoyl-CoA reductase (NADPH) activity. Gene Ontology annotation, biological process: fatty acid beta-oxidation. Bases 1 to 981 code for a protein of 326 amino acids.
AUGGGCGUGGUCAAGAAGGCUUGCAGGUGGCUGAGAGCAGGAGAGUCAUGGGUCCACAGCUCUGCAGGUCUGUGGUUCAGUUCUGCUCCUCAUUCGAGGUUCUUCCCUCCAGUCGAAGGUGUCAUGCUCCCCGCAGGAAGCUUCAGCAACAAAGUGGCCUUCAUCACAGGAGGCGGAACCGGGCUGGGCCGGGCCAUGACCACUGUUCUGUCUCAACUGGGAGCCCAUUGCAUCAUCGCCAGCAGAAAGUUGGAUGUUCUGCAGCAAACAGCGGAGGAGAUCACCAGCCAGACUGGAAACAAGGUCCAAGCGAUCCAGUGUGAUGUCCGAGAUCCUCAGGCUGUGUCUCGCUGUGUGGACCACAUGGUGUCUCUGACGGGACUUCCUGAUGUGAUCAUCAACAAUGCAGCGGGGAACUUCGUCUGUCCGACAGAACGCCUAUCUCCAAAUGGCUGGAAGAGCGUCACUGACAUUGUCUUGAAUGGGACGGCAUUUGUCACGCUGGAGCUCGGAAAGAGACUGAUCCAGAACCAGAAAGGAGCCUCCUUCCUGGCCAUCACUACCAUUUAUGCCGAGUCUGGUUCUGGUUUCGUGGUCCCAAGUGCAUCAGCGAAGGCUGGAGUUGAAGCACUUUAUAAGUCUCUGGCUGCAGAGUGGGGUCGCUAUGGUCACAGGUUCAACAUCAUCCAGCCUGGACCAAUCAGAACAAAGGGAGCCUUCAGCCGUUUGGACCCAACUGGAACCUUUGAGAAAACCAUGAUUGAUCGCAUGCCAACGGGUCGUCUUGGAAAGCCAGCAGAACUGGCAAACUUAGCAGCUUACCUGAGCAGCGACUAUGCCACCUGGAUGUCUGGAGCUGUGGUCCGGUUUGAUGGAGGAGAGUUUGUGUUGAUGGCAGGAGAAUUUAACGACCUGCGCAGGGUGACUCCAGAUCAGUGGAAGAUGAUGGAGGUGAUGAUUAAAAGCACUAAAGGUUCCUAAUAACACUGUCAGACUGACCACAGCAGCCAGUCACCUUGCUGUGUGAAGAGGCCCUGCCCCCUUCUGAUGUGUAACAAUGAGACCGCUCAUUUGUCCACUUUCAAUUAACAGAUGAUUGACUGAGUCAGACUGUCAUGUGACUGUUUGCAAAUGCUCAGUGUGAGCAAAGACUUUUCAUAAUAAAAGAGUGAAUUUUAA